Messenger RNA from Drosophila suzukii, 363 nucleotides. The record is from RefSeq and is a predicted model, not a curated record. NCBI's taxonomy places the organism in Eukaryota, Metazoa, Arthropoda, Insecta, Diptera, Drosophilidae.
UGGCUGGUUUAGUUUGAAUCCAACAUGGAAGGUUUCAAGUUAAUAGUGCUUUUGGUACUGCUGAUAAUACCCCAAUUUUAUUCAACUACUAACGGAUACAGCCAUCGACACCCUGGCUUUGCCCAGCGCUUGCAGAUUAAACCUCUCUGCUUGCAGGUGCCUCAGAAACACACCGAAGCUCCAACUCCAACGCCGACUAUAAUCUUUUCUUCAUUGGAGGAGGUCAGCGAAGCAGAAGCAGAUUAAUCGUACUAGAGUUCCCCGCCGAGUAUCAUCAUACUGAAAAUUGCAAUGUCUUCUACGUGGAUUCACCUGCUGGGACUGCUGGCUCUGUUCCUUUUCGUCAACCUGGCUACAGGAGAA